UAUACUACGUGAGAUUUCAGUGACACACAGAAAGACAAAAAAAGAGCGUCAGGUUCACCAGUUCCACUUUACGACAUGGCCGGACCACGGAACUCCAGACACCCUUGAACUCGUCCUAUUCCACCGACGUGUGACCUCAUAUAGGACACAUCUUACUGGGCAGAUGGUUGUACACUGCAGCGCUGGACUCGGGAGGACGGGAACCUUCAUAGGUCUAGAUGCUCUUUCAAAGGAGGAAAAGAAAUCUGGACAAGUGGAUAUUUCGAGUUACAUAAGAAAAAUGCGAGAGGACCGAAUGAAUAUGGUUCAAACUCAUGAACAGUAUAUCGCUCUUCACGAAUUGCUUGUCCAGAAACACGAUCUACAGGAUACUCUGAUUUCCGAUACAGACUUUCCUGUAACUUUGAGAAAAAUGCUUCCGCCCGGAAAACCAACAAACCAAACAAAGCUACGAAAAGAAUUUGAAAAUCUUCAGACUCUCAUUCCCAAAUAUGAUUCGAGUUGCUAUAGAGCAGGAAUGAUGAAAGAAAACAAGAGCAAAAACAGAACAAUGUCUAUUAAAGCAGUUGACAUGUAUCGAGCUUACCUGCGGUCACAGGUGGGCGGCAGGAAUGACUACAUCAAUGCUGUUAUGCUACAGUCACACAGGUCGAAAUCAGGGUACCUUAUGACACAGUUUCCGUUAGAGGGCACAGUUGAUGACUUGUGGACGAUGGUGAUUGACUACAACUGUGAGAACAUCGUUGUCCUAGGUACCCCUACAGAGCACUGGCUUCGAGAAGAGAGCGAGGCAAAUGAAGCCCAUGGGAUAUAUGUUAGGAAGCAAAACGCAUUAGCGGUCAUUCCCGACGUUGAUAUUGCUGACUAUAACAUAACAAGCAAGAGAUCCAAAACUGACAUGACAAUACGGAUCUUCACUAUGAAGGAGUGGUCAUCGGAUUCUUUGCUGCCCCCCUCCAACUCGUCCCUUCUCCUUCUGCUGGAGCAACUGGACAGUCGUCGACGGUCAGACAACACAAGACCCGUGGUCGUCAUGUGUCAGGACGGAUGCACACAGAGUGGACUAUUCUGUUGUAUAUCAAAUGCCCGAGAUCAAAUGAAGAUGGAUAAUGAAGUGGACAUAUUUCAAACGUCUAGACAAAUACAAGUCCGACGGCCACCAGCUCUCAGACAUAUUGAGCAGUACCAGUACUGUUACAACUUCAUUGGGCAGUAUCUGGACUCAACCAACAUCUACAUCAACUAAAGGCGUGUGAAAUGGGAAUCCUUGCGUCUUUUGAAGGCUGACAGUUAACUAUCUGGAUUGAGAUGAAGGUGGUUUCCAAGUUUCCAUAGUUACCUUCAUGAAACUUCAUUCGAUCGUUUUAGUGGAAGUGAACUUCCGUAUAAUAACAGGAUGUGAUUGCCGAUUGAAAGACCAGGAAUGUUUGAAGACGGAAAGAACAGAUUCAAAUGUUUUCCGGUAUUUGGAAAAUCUUCCUCGUAACGCAUGUGUUUUGUGAGACGAUAACCUACGACACCAAAGCGCAAUGCAUUGCAUCACAGAGACGUACUAGUUGUUACCAAUUAGACUAUAUUAUAGGAAUGAUUACAUAUGUACACUUAUAUCUUAAAUAACUCUACGUAAGGAGUAAAAGUAUAAUUAUAAAACCAACUGAAUAGAUAGCAGAUAUUUUUUCAGUGUCUUUGGUUUUAUGCGUAUUGAAAGCAAAAUUCAUAUAUUCCAUAUUCUAAGAGUGAAAAUGCAUUUAACCAAUUAUAUCAGUUUUUUUACUCUGCAAAGCAUUUAUCUAUUCAAAUAUUAUUUGUGAUACUGUUGAACAGUUUAAGCCUUACUGUUUUAACUAAAAUGUGUAUUGUUAAGUGUUUGUGUGUGUCUUAUGUCCAAUUAACAACUUUGAUCAAUUAAGGACUAUCCAGGGUUUGUAAGUGGAGGAGAACCAGCGUGCCUGAAGAAUAAAAACCAACCUGCAGCAAAAAAGGACCUUGCCACUGCCCAAUGUAGGCCUUCAGCCAACGACCCCCAGUGGUGAAUGGCAAGUGAUCGUAGACGGUCUAACGCCUUUAUCACUCAACCACCGUGGCUCCUUGCUAAAUGUACAUAUAAUUUCAUGUAUGUUGAUAUCUUAAUUGUUUAAUACAUCAAACGCUGGUUUCAUUGCUAUUAACACUACAUUCAUUUGAUAGUUGAUUUUGGAUGCUAUAGUUUAACCUUUGUGUUCUAAAAGGAAGGAUUAAUAAUGACGGCAAAUAUUUAUGUUUAAAAAAGUUGUGUUCCGGUAGCAGACAUAUUUUGAAAACUAAAUGUAAAUUGAGGUUCUCCUAUUUAUAACGAUGUAAAUAAUUUCUUCUUUUACAUGUUGUUUGAAAUUUUCACUUAAAAACUUUCUACCCCGGACACGAUUUGAAAUCCACGUCUUACUAAGUCAAUGUUGUUUAUUAACUAAUACACAUACAGUUGUAUUGUGUUUUCUCGUAAUUACCAGUGUCAAGUUUUGAUCAUUGACCACAAUCGGAGAGGAAGCAUAUGACAAGCGCAGCACAUUUUUUAGCACCACAACAUUUGUACUACACGAUUUGUUAAAGAAUAUUAGCUGAUACGAAUUUCAGAGAUGAAUGGCGUUUUUCCAUUUCUGGGCGAGUAUGUCCAGUAAAUAUUGCAUAAAACACUGCUUAUGUGGUUCAGUUUCUUAAGCACUAGAGAGCAAUCUGUGUGGCAGUCUCAGUAAUCAAUG
Molecule: messenger RNA, 2735 nt
Organism: Mizuhopecten yessoensis (Yesso scallop)
Lineage: Eukaryota; Metazoa; Mollusca; Bivalvia; Pectinida; Pectinidae
Product: receptor-type tyrosine-protein phosphatase alpha-like
Exons: 11
Coding region: 164-1246 (360 amino acids)
Biological process (GO): protein dephosphorylation
Molecular function (GO): protein tyrosine phosphatase activity
Source: RefSeq, a predicted model, not a curated record